Messenger RNA from Macrosteles quadrilineatus (aster leafhopper), 2749 nucleotides. RefSeq names its product protein maelstrom homolog. Lineage: Eukaryota; Metazoa; Arthropoda; Insecta; Hemiptera; Cicadellidae. Gene Ontology annotation, biological process: regulation of miRNA-mediated gene silencing; male meiotic nuclear division; negative regulation of DNA-templated transcription. The transcript has 13 exons. Gene Ontology annotation, cellular component: P granule; nucleus. Gene Ontology annotation, molecular function: sequence-specific DNA binding. Bases 135 to 1550 code for a protein of 471 amino acids. The record is from RefSeq and is a predicted model, not a curated record.
UAGUCGUGUGGUAUACUAAACACUACACGUCGGUAAUUUUUCAAACUUGUCUUUAGAUUGUCGGAAGGCAUUUCAGCUACAAAAUCUUCAGUUUGAUUCGAUUACUGUCCUCGUAAAGCAAACAAAGGUCUACAAUGCCCAAGAAGAAGACUCCUGCAAAUGCAUUCUACUUCUUCAUGCUUGACAGAAAAGCUGCAUAUGAAAAGAAUGGGGAAAGGUUCCCUAAUGGUCUGAAAGAUGUGUCAGAAGUCGCAGGGCCAGAGUGGGCGGUCUUGCCUGCAUCACAAAAGAAAAAAUAUGAGGAAAUGGCUAAAAAAGAAAAGGAGCGGCAAAAAGGGGACACCGCCCGCAAAUACACCAAUCUUCACAAUUCCUUUGACUAUCUGCAAAAGACACAACAAGAACUCGAAGAACAAAAGCGACAGAUCAACGAAAAUAUUGAGAAGACAGUACGUUCUAUUUGCAGCACGAGAAAGGUUCCCACGUUCAAGUUUUACUUCAUACACAUUAACUAUUUCUGCAUCUCCGACGGGCAAGUGUACCAUCCUGCAGAGAUAGCUGUAUCCGAGUUUUGUCUGGCUGAGGGUGUCACCAACAUCUAUCAUACCAUCAUUGGACAAAAGCAGAUACCAAUGGGCUACCGACUGGACGCAAUGACUCGCUCAGACGAAGUACAUCAUAUCCCCUUAGAAGGGGAAGAGGGGGAAAAGAGCAUCUAUGUAGUUUGGGACAACGUGAAAGCGGUUUUGGAGAGAGGCAGAAGUGCUCAUGGCGGGUCUUAUCCGCCCAUGUAUACCAUGCCAGACAACGUGAGCCUGAAUACGAGCAUCUCUUGUGUUACCAACGUAGUUCGAAUGAUGGCUGAAGCGAGUGGAGACAAUCCUGAUGACUUCCAGGUGUUUCCCCUCGAGAAGUUAUUUUACGAGCUGAAGUACGGGUGUGCGACUGUCGCUGGGGCCGCCAAGGACAUCAGGAAUUACUACCCUAGUGUUCCAUUUGCCUGUUCUCGUCUGGAAAAUGAUACUUUCAACUACACUGAGGAAAUUGCAUGUGCAUUUCACAUUGAGAUAGAACAAGUAGUGAACUGUUCGAAGAGCUUCGUCCAGAGAUGGGCCUACAUCAUCUGUGACCAGUGUUGUGCUUACCUUGACAUAUCAGUGGUACCAGGUAAACACGUACCUUCCAACUCUGCCGUGGAAAGUCUGGACAAGUUUAAGGAGAGGCAGCGAGUGAGAGCGGCUGAAGAGGCUGCUGCAGCCGCUGUCAAAGCUGCCCAGAAACCUUUUACGAUGGUUUCUGGAAACACCGUGCAAUCUUUUGCCCCAGUUGAAGUGGAACAACAACCCGUGGCUAAACCAACAGUGCAGCCUUCGCUCCAAAGACCCAUGACCCGUCCGUCCAGUCAAAACUUCAACCUUGACAGUGACUUUCCAGUUGGCCUAGUUUCUCGUGGCCGAGGCAGAGCUCCUGGAGUUUCAAGAGGUGCUCCGCCAGGAGGUAGCCAAAGUGCUCCAAUGAGUUUCGCGGCUGCUACGUGGGGAAAGAAAUAAGACUGAAUCUACUUCAUUCAAUUCAUAUGGACAUUCUGAUUUUACUGCUUUCAUUCAGCCUUGCUUGACAAAGAGGAGAUCACUGCAUUGAAAUUGAGUUACUGUUUGUCCAAGUUAACGUUAAUUGAGUUAACAGUACCACUUGUUUUUUACUGUUAGGUUAUAAAUUGUUUGUUCUUUUUUUCUCUGAUCGCUCAGUAUGGAAUACCAUAGAGAGCUGAUAAAACAAAUUAUCCUGGUAUGUAGGGUAAUUUACUAAAAUACGUUAUUUGGGCAAUUUGCCAUUGCAUUUUUUAAAAUUAACCAAAUGUUCUGUUCUUAUGUAUAACUUAUGUCUAAAAGGGUUGAGUGGGUUUAACCCUCUUAGUGCAACUGGGCUUUACCCAAACACAAACCCACACUGAAAAGUAAUAGGUUACAUUAAGUGGUUUGAACCAAUAUUGAAAGUUCAGGGGAAAAGUCAAUGUUCCAUAUUUUUUAUAUGUUUAAGAGAUCUUGAUUUUACCAUUAUGUUUCUUAUUGACAUUAUGUGUAUCCUACAAACACUAAAUAACCCUUCAAACCUCUCAAUUUACUACUUAAAGAACCAUUAAAAUAUAACAAUCUCUCCAUGAAACACAAUAGUAUGAACCUCAAACGAAACUAAUUUUUUAGUCUCAGUGUAGAUGAAAAAAUAAACCAAGAAUAAGUUAAACAAGUAGUGACAGGGAAAGAGGGAAACAAACCGGUGAUCGAUAAUUAGAUACUUUCAGACUGAAGUCACACAUUAACCAGCCAACGUUGGUAUUACUGCAUACUUCAAAAUAUAAAGUUUUUGAAGGCGAUACUUGCAUCGUCACUGCACUAAGAGGGUUAAAUGAUGAUAUAUCUGUGAUGGGCUUUUUUCUCUUAUAGCUCAGUAUGGAAUCCCAUAUAGCAUCGAGAAUAUACUUUUAGGAUAAUUUUUGGUAAGGAAAGUUGUUUGGCAUCGUUGUAUAGUCUCAAAGUUAAAUGCCCCAAAGUUUUUAUUUAGCUUAAAUGUAUUAUUUCUUUCUUAAGAGGGUAAAGUUAAGUUGGUGUUUUUAAGUUAUGUUUAUGAUAUAACUGUGAUGAGUUAAGGACAUAAGGACGUUUAAAGUUGUUAUCUAAUUGAAUACUUUUAUCAACUCUAGUCCUUAUUUUUGUAAUUGAAGUUUUAUUAAACAUGUAUUCUUACAUUU